Messenger RNA from Brassica napus (rape), 1173 nucleotides. RefSeq lists its product as uncharacterized. NCBI's taxonomy places the organism in Eukaryota, Viridiplantae, Streptophyta, Magnoliopsida, Brassicales, Brassicaceae. Gene Ontology annotation, molecular function: protein binding. The transcript has 6 exons. The record is from RefSeq and is a predicted model, not a curated record. Bases 6 to 1043 code for a protein of 345 amino acids.
AGUAUAUGUGUUUGAUUCUAAACACAUUCCCUUCACAUAUAAAUAGGAAGUUAAUAGAUUGCUGCUUAUUUGCAUAUUCACUAGUUUUCUUUCUGGUUUCUGCAUAUCUUCACAUGGCUAGUUUGGGUGAUCAUGAUGAGAUCAUAAAGUCUGUUUCUGAUGCCCCGCCAACGCAUUACAUGGUCAAGAUAGAGUCUUUCUCACUCCUUACAAAACAUGCUAUAGAGAGAUAUGAAACUGAGAGCUUUGAAGCUGGAGGCUACAAAUGGAAGCUGGUUCUGUAUCCAAACGGAAACAAGAGCAAGAACAUGAAAGAACAUGUUUCUGUUUACUUGGCUUUAGCAGACUCUACCUCCUUAGGUCCAGGGUGGGAGGUUUCCGCUGUUUUCCGUCUGUAUUUACUUGAUCAAAACAAAGAUAGUUACUUGAUUCUACAAGGGAAAGAGAGACGGUUCCAUACGUUCAAACGUGAAUGGGGAUUCGAUAAGUUCAUCCCUACAGCUACCUUCUUUAAUGCGUCAAACGGUUACCUUAUGGAAGACACAUGCAUGUUUGGAGCUGAUGUGUUUGUUUCCAAGGAGAGAAGAAGUGGGAGAGGAGAAUGCUUAUCAAUGAUUAAAGAUGCUACUAGCUCAAAGCACAUCUGGAAAAUUGAAAAUUUCUCAAAGUUAGACAAAGAAAGCUAUGACUCUAAUGCUUUCUUCGCUGGAGAUAGAAAAUGGAAAAUACGACUUUAUCCAUCGGGAACAAAUCACGGAACAGGAACACAUCUUUCUAUCUAUCUGAUCCUCGCAGAUCCUGAAACUGUUUCAGACGGUACAAAGAUAUUCACAGAGUUCACAGUAAGAAUAUAUGAUCAGCUUCAAGGCAGACACAUUGCAGGGAAAGUUACUAAAUGGUUCAGUGGAUCGAGCCUGGAGAACGGAUGGGUUAAAUACGUAUCAAUGGUUUAUUUCACGCAGCCAAGUAGUGGUUUGCUGCUUAAAGAUGUUUGUCUCGUUGAAGCUGAUGUUUGUGUUCAUGGAAUCACUAGUGCACUCUGAUCACUCAUUAGCCAAAACAUUUGACAUUUGAUAAUGCAAUAUAAGGGAUGUUAAUAUUGAAUAUAAUCUUUUUAUAUAAUUCUCUUGUGAAAGGACAAGAAAAUACAAAAUAUGACUUUUAACUUUCUUA